Molecule: messenger RNA, 516 nt
Organism: Pestalotiopsis fici W106-1
Lineage: Eukaryota; Fungi; Ascomycota; Sordariomycetes; Amphisphaeriales; Sporocadaceae
Exons: 1
Coding region: 1-516 (171 amino acids)
Source: RefSeq, a predicted model, not a curated record
AUGCCGAAAUCCGCGCCCCAAAUUGCGGGUGUUGAGGGAAGGUCGUCGUUGGACAUGUUCUGGAAUAGGAUGGAGUGGAAGCCCUCGGGAAUGGGGUUGCCGGCAUUGAACCUGCCAGUAAUGACGGUGGCAAGAGUCGUGCGGGAAGAGGGAACACACUCGACCAAGACAUCUGAGGUUGCAGAGUUAGCGAAGCCCAUCAUCAUGAGAUCAAAAGAGAUGAAAGAAACGCUUACCAGUGCCCUGAGGGCUAGAGAAGUGGAGGCGAGCCGAGCCGAGCCGGCCGUGGCAGCUAUCCUAGGCAGCUUGGUUGGCCUCGGUGCAGCGAGAUGUGCGGGAGCUGAGGAUGGUUCGGGUCUUGGUGCUUUGGAGGACCAGACCGGUGACGGUGGCCGUGGCGGCACCGAUGCCGGCAUAUGCGGCCUCAGGGAUCAGGGCAAGGAAACCAGCCGAAGUGACCUGCACAAGGGCAACGGCGGCGACGGUGGCGGUCUUGCUAAAGGAAAUCAUUUUUAA